AUGUUAAAAGCCAUGGUCAAAUUAAAUCCCCAUACUCUAGUAGAGAACAAUUUGUGUAUUUAUGAAGCAGCAACAACAAAAAAAGCUGUCAUCAAACAACAAAAUACAAAGGUUUCACCACAAAAGUCAGCCUAUGCCUAUUUCGCAUCAUUGAAACCAAAACGUUCAUGUUCCGGUCCCUCUUGUCCAUUUUGGGAAAAACAUGGACGCUCAUUUGCUGCUGUACAAUGUUAUCAAAGAGAAUAUCAACAGUGUACCUGUUACCAUCGAAUGUGCUUUGGUAGUUGUAUGUUUUCACGGGCCAUGUGUAACGCGGAAAUGGUGGAUUGUCUAAAAGAAAUUUGUCGAACAUGUAUGCCACCAUCGGACAUAGACAUGUGCGCCGUUUAUGAUUCAGUAGCACAAGGUGUUGCCAAUGCAUUAUCUAUGUUUGCUUGCUAUGCAUGUUGUCCAAUAUCGACGAUGAAUGUAAUCCAAAAUUCCACUAAUAACCGCCCAACAACUAAUAAUCAAGCACAAAAUACCGCUAACAACCGACCACCAAAUGCCAGUAAUAACCAAGCACAAAAUACCGCUAACAACCGACCACCAAAUGCCAAUAAUAACCAAGCACAAAAUACCGCUAACAACCGACCACCAAACACCAAUAAUAAUCAAGCACAAAAUACCGCUAACAACCGACCAACAAACACCAAUACCAACCAAGCACAAAAUACCGUUAACAACCGACCACCAAAUGCUAAUAAUAAUCAAGCACAAAAUACCGCUAACAACCGACCACCAAACACCAAUACCAACCAAGCACAAAAUACCGUUAACAACCGACCACCAAAUGCUAAUAAUAACCAAGCACAAAAUACCGUUAACAACCGACCAUCAAACACCAAUACCAAUCAAGCACAAAAUACCGUUAACAACCGACCACCAAAUGCUAAUAAUAAUCAAGCACAAAAUACCGCUAACAACCGACCAUCAAACACCAAUACCAACCAAGCACAAAAUACCGUUAACAACCGACCAUCAAACACCAAUACCAAUCAAGCACAAAAUACCGUUAACAACCGACCACCAAAUGCUAAUAAUAACCAAGCACAAAAUACCGUUAACAACCGACCAACAAACACCAAUACCAAUCAAGCACAAAAUACCGUUAACAAUCGACCACCAAAUGCGGUACAAAACGGUCAAAAUGGAUUAACUAAUAGUGGCGUCGGUUCCAGUAAUAAUAUCAAUCAAGGACCAACGCAACUUCGUAGUGCUGUUGUUAAGCCCAAUCAAGUGAAAGCUAAAGCGACAACAACAAAAAAAUCAUCAAUAAAAACUAAGACGACGACAAAACGUGUUGCACAAAAAAACAAACAAGUUAAAAACUAA
This is a messenger RNA of Didymodactylos carnosus, 1374 nucleotides long. Lineage: Eukaryota; Metazoa; Rotifera; Eurotatoria; Philodinida; Philodinidae. The record is from the annotation of a GenBank genome assembly.